CAACUCUCAUAUAUCUCGUGAUUAUAUUGGCCUGUGCGCACCUUGUGAAGGUAAAUUGGAAAGCAAUGGACCGUUCUUUUUCUUAACAAGAGGGAUCUUCUACUCGUAACUGAUAUAAGCUUUUGAAAACAGCACUGUCAUGUCAGCUUCUGUUGUCAUAACGUUGGUUCUCUUCACACUUGUCGUUGUAAAUAUCACCGGAAAUUCACUGGUUUGUGCGAUAAUUCGAAAACAUCGAGACAUGAGGACUCCGAUCAACUAUCUGAUUCUCAACCUCGCAAUGGCGGACGCUUUGUACGCGACCCUCAUCAUACCCAUGUACAUUUUCAGAUUCAAUUUAAGUCACCCAACAGGCUUAGCGGGUGAUGUUCUAUGCGUGAUGUUAACCAAUGGGUCUUUCGCUUGGGUAGCAGCAAUAGCUGCCAUUUGUACUCUGUUGGCAAUCGCCAUCGAAAGGUAUUACGCAGUUGUCUACCCACUUGGAAAUAAAUGGAAAUGUUCAAUCAGUGCCGUAAAGAAAAUAAUAGCUGGCUCUUGGGUCUUCGGGCUUGUUUUUAAUAUCCCGUUAAUCAUGAUCAACAAACUCAGAAACAACUUUUGCGCGGGUAUAUGGCCCGAGGAGUGGAUGGGUAAAGCGUUUGGGGUUUACUCCAAUCUCGUCGUCUUUGGCUCCUUGUUUGGGAUGUUUGUGUUGUACUUUAGAGUCGUGCACACCUUAUGGUUCAAAUCUGCUGGUGUCCGACAAGUGAAUCAGGAGCAGAGUCUCGCGGUGAAGGCCAGGAAGCGGUUCACUUUGAUGGUCGUUAUCAUCAGUGUCAUCUUCGCAAUCUGUUGGAGUGCAAACCAGGUGCCUUACACCAUGUUCCUCUAUGCAAACUACAAGCCCAGUGUCGUCGAAAUCGGCAUUUCUAACGUCAUGGUUUUGUUCAAUACUGCUGUCAACCCCUUCGUAUAUGCUCUAUUUAGCCAAAACUUCAGAAGGAAAAUGAAAGCAAUGGUGGCGUGCGGCAAAAACAAUAGAGUUGGCCAGGAACAGCACCUGAAAACGCUCAACCGUCAAUCUUUCCAACCAGUCAGGCAUCCUUGUCAGUCGUCCAACUGA
Pocillopora verrucosa is the source of this 1102-nucleotide messenger RNA. Lineage: Eukaryota; Metazoa; Cnidaria; Anthozoa; Scleractinia; Pocilloporidae. The record is from RefSeq and is a predicted model, not a curated record.